Messenger RNA from Eriocheir sinensis (Chinese mitten crab), 596 nucleotides. RefSeq names its product trafficking protein particle complex subunit 5-like. The record is from RefSeq and is a predicted model, not a curated record. Gene Ontology annotation, biological process: endoplasmic reticulum to Golgi vesicle-mediated transport. Gene Ontology annotation, cellular component: TRAPPI protein complex; TRAPPIII protein complex; TRAPPII protein complex. The transcript is spliced from 5 exons. Lineage: Eukaryota; Metazoa; Arthropoda; Malacostraca; Decapoda; Varunidae. The coding region runs from base 138 to 596 and encodes 152 amino acids.
GAGAAUAUCAACAGAGAGAGAGAGAGAGAGAGAGAGUCCUCCGCCCCUUCCUCUUCGCCAUUUAAGCUGCAAGAAUCUCUACUCCUCCUAGUCUUCCUUCAGUGAGAGAGAGAGAGAGGCACACACAAGUCAACAAGAUGAGUGGCAGCAAACAGAGGCCGUCUAUUCUUGAUAAGUCGCUGAGCCGCGGCAAGACGGAGGUGAGCGCCACAGCCUUUGCCCUGCUGUUCUCCGAGAUGGUCCAGUACUCACACAACAGGGUCCAGAGUGUGGCGGACCUGCACCAGAAGCUCUCGGAACUUGGUCAGCACGUCGGUGUCAGGAUGGUUGAGCUUCUGUUUGUGAGGGAACGGAACUACAAGAGGGAGACCAAGCUACUCAGCACGCUACUGUUUGUUAAAGGGACCAUGUGGAAGUCUCUCUUCGGCAAGGAGGCGGACAAGCUCGACAGGGCAACGGACGAUGAGCGGAUUUUCUACCUGAUCGAGAAGGAGCCGCUGGUCAACCGCUUUGUCUCGGUGCCGCGACAACAAGAGCAACAUCAACCUUGUGCCGCCCGCUUUCGUAGCUGCUGUCAUCCUCUACUGGCUGACUGA